This is a messenger RNA of Sapajus apella (tufted capuchin), 724 nucleotides long. Its product is annotated as proline-rich protein HaeIII subfamily 1-like. The transcript has a single exon. Lineage: Eukaryota; Metazoa; Chordata; Mammalia; Primates; Cebidae. The coding region runs from base 74 to 511 and encodes 145 amino acids. The record is from RefSeq and is a predicted model, not a curated record.
ACCGGGGUCCCCUCACGGCGGCAGAGCCGGGCCGGAGACCCACACCAGUCCGCGCGGCACCUGCCGGCGCCCGAUGGAGACGCAGCUACUUGGAGGAGCAUCGAGCGGAGGACCGACUUCAGAGACCCCCCCUCCGGCUUUCCUGAGGCUCCCGCGCCAUCCUCCCAGGAAAGUGGGGCGAAGGUGCUGGCGCCCCAGGAGACGCGCCCCCUCUUCUCCCUCCCUGCGGCGCGGUGACUCAGCCUCGCUGCCCGGCCGGCUGAGCGGGGGCGCAGGCGAGAGACGGACGCCCACCCCCGCCUCCCGGGCCCUCCUGGGACCCCGCGCCCCGCAGGGCUCCGGGCGCCCCUCCCCGACCGGUCCCGUCCAGCGGGUCCCGCGGCGCCCACGACUUCCCGCCUCUGCGAGCGGAGCUGUCCUCUCAGGACCGGGGGGCGGGGCCUCGCCAGGGGCCGCCCCGCCCCCACGCCCCCCCCCGGCGCCGGAAGUGCCCCCGCUGGGACAUCUUUGACGUCACGGCCCUCUGACGUCAGCGGCCGCGUGCCUGUCCGCGAGCGCUGGGCGGAGCAGGGCGGGAGACGCGGGGGAGGCGGAGCAGCAGCGCCCCCAGCCGGGGCGACCGGGGCACCCCGCCCGGACAGCGCGCCGGCACCUUGGCUCUAGACUGCUUACUGCCCGGGCCGCCCUCAGUAACAGUCUCCAGUCACGGCCACCGACGCCUGGC